AAAGAAGCCGCGUCGGAAUCGUUGGACUUUUUAUGGUGUCGAGGUUAAAUGUUUUAACGACAAGUCAACCAUUACAAAACAUACAUCUUAAGGUGGUAGGAGUGGUUGAUGACAGUGGCAUUGGAAGCGUAGGAGCAAUCCAGCCAUGGCAGCCAAUAAGAGUAAGACACAGAGUUCCCUGGCCCUGCACAAAGUCAUCAUGGUUGGCAGUGGAGGAGUAGGGAAAUCAGCCCUCACCCUGCAGUUCAUGUAUGACGAGUUUGUAGAGGAUUAUGAGCCCACAAAGGCAGACAGCUACAGGAAGAAGGUGGUGUUGGAUGGAGAAGAGGUUCAGAUCGAUAUCCUGGACACGGCUGGACAGGAAGACUACGCCGCCAUCAGGGACAACUACUUCCGCAGUGGGGAGGGCUUUCUGCUGGUCUUCUCCAUCACUGAGUCCGAGUCCUUCAGUUCAACAUUAGAGUUCAGAGAGCAGAUCUUGCGGGUGAAAGCUGAGGAGGACAAGAUUCCUCUGUUGCUGGUGGGGAAUAAAUCAGACCUGGAAGACCGCAGGCAGGUGUCCCUGGAUGAGGCGCGGGCACGAGCGGAAGAGUGGGGUGUACAGUAUGUGGAAACCUCUGCUAAAACACGAGCCAAUGUGGACAAGGUGUUCUUUGAUUUGAUGAGAGAAGUACGAGCAAAAAAGAUGUCAGAAAACAAGGACAAAAAAGAGAAGAAGAGUGGAAAAAGCAAGAAGAGCUUCAAGGAGCGAUGCACUCUUCUCUGAAUUUAACAGGCCCCCGUUAGGGCCAGAGUCUAGCCCCAGCCUGCAGGCCUGAGCCGUUUUACACACACACACACACACACUCAGAGGAACACAACCAGUGUCUCCACUAUCCUCUCUGUCUCUGCCAAACACAACCUAGAACUGUGCAGAAGCAGGGGUGGUUCUGCCCCUUGCUUCUUCACGUGUUUCUUAAAGUGAGUUACAUUUUACCAGUAACAACUAAACAGUUUCUGCACUUUCUAUGAAUCUUUGCCCCCCCCACCCCCCUCCAUUCUUUUGGUGCCAUAAGACCGCAAUUGGACCAUGCAAGUCCUGUCUGUCUCCAAAAUUAGUAAGAAGUGAAUAGUUCUCACAAAUGCCAUAUUUUUUUUUCUUUCAUUUCUUGUCUUGAUGUAGGUGUUCAUGUUUGUAGGAAGUGUAGUUGAAUGGAAUUAGGAAAGCCAGUGCCUCAAAACUAGACAAUCACUGAAAACACAUUCUCACACAACACAGUAAUCAUCCAGUAUAAGCAGCAGAACUUGUCUCACUACUCUGCAGUUCACUAAUACAACUGUUGCACUCAUAUUUGUGCAAAUAUCAGUUUCUAGUUAAUUCAUAUAGACAGUUUCAUUUUAUGUACCUUCACAAAUUGUAUGCCUUAGAAUGUAAACCUUAGUAAAUGCCUGGUACAGGUGGUAUAUAUGUAUGCUCUUUUAUUCCUUAAACCAAACAAUUCUAUCCAUUUACUCAGAGAAGCCAAACGUGUUAGAUAUGAUAACUGAAACAGACGACUAUUCUAAGAAUCUUAUCUCUGUAAAGAUGAGCUGUCAGUAACUCAGGAUAGCAUUCACAGCAUUAACUAUGCAAACAUUUAAAAAAAAAAACUGUAUUGCCUUCGAUGUACAACAUUUUUCACAGUUUUGUAUAUUCAUAUCUUUAAACUGAACAUUUUGUUUGUAUGAAAUGCUUUUCACUGUCUGUAAAACUACAGAGCAAAUAAAUAUUUUCCU
Messenger RNA from Chanos chanos (milkfish), 1755 nucleotides. RefSeq names its product v-ral simian leukemia viral oncogene homolog Bb (ras related) (gene ralbb). NCBI's taxonomy places the organism in Eukaryota, Metazoa, Chordata, Actinopteri, Gonorynchiformes, Chanidae. Gene Ontology annotation, biological process: signal transduction. Gene Ontology annotation, molecular function: GTPase activity; GTP binding. The transcript is spliced from 5 exons. Bases 146 to 766 code for a protein of 206 amino acids. The record is from RefSeq and is a predicted model, not a curated record. Gene Ontology annotation, cellular component: membrane.